AUGUCUGAGAGAAAGGUUCUCACCAAAUACUACCCUCCCGAAUUUGACCCUUCCAAAAUCGCCCGCACUCCCAAACAUCUACGCCCGACAGGCCCCAAAACCAUCCCAGUACGUUUGAUGGCACCCUUUAGCAUGAAAUGUACAUCUUGUGGCGAGUACAUUUACAAAGGCCGCAAAUUCAACGCCAGGAAAGAAACAACAGACGAGAAAUAUCUCACGAUUUCCAUCUACCGUUUCUACAUCCGCUGCACGAGAUGCAGUUCAGAAAUCACCUUCAAAACCGACCCCAAGAAUAUGGACUAUACGUGUGAAAGAGGAGCCAAACGAAACUUCGAAUCAUGGCGAGACCCAACAAGUGCCGAACUGAAGGAGACGGACGAGGAGCGCCUGGACCGGCUCGAACGAGAGGAAGCUGACGAGGCAGAGAGCGCUGAAAGAAAUGCCAUGGAAGAACUCGAACAGAAAAUGGAGGAGAGUAAACGAGAAAUGCAGGUCGCCGAUGCCCUGGACGAGAUCAUGCAGAGAAAUGCACGGAUAGAGCGAGGAGAGAGGGGAGGCAAGGAGGAAGAGGCUCUGAACCAGGUCAGGGACCUUGCAAGAGAGCAGAGAAAAGCGGAAGAACGGGAAGAUGCCGAGGCUGCUCGUAAAGCUUUCGAGGGCGACAAUGUGGAAAAGGCCCGACUUGAGGAAGAAUUCGAAGUCAAUGGGAAUCACCACACGGGGCCAUUAGAGACGGAAGAGGGACCGCAGGCACCCUCUUUCGAAAGAUCCAAGAAGAUGAAGAAACCCCUCGUACCCGGACUGAUACGAAAGACUAACCCUAUUCAAACUACGCCAUCGACAGUCCAAGCGAAACCGCCCGGCCUCGGUCUGGGUGGCUACGACUCUGAUGAUGAUUAA
Molecule: messenger RNA, 900 nt
Organism: Rhinocladiella mackenziei CBS 650.93
Lineage: Eukaryota; Fungi; Ascomycota; Eurotiomycetes; Chaetothyriales; Herpotrichiellaceae
Exons: 1
Coding region: 1-900 (299 amino acids)
Biological process (GO): mRNA splicing, via spliceosome
Cellular component (GO): U2-type catalytic step 1 spliceosome
Source: RefSeq, a predicted model, not a curated record